Aspergillus novofumigatus IBT 16806 is the source of this 1740-nucleotide messenger RNA. Its product is annotated as NAD(P)-dependent alcohol dehydrogenase. Gene Ontology annotation, biological process: D-sorbitol catabolic process. The record is from RefSeq and is a predicted model, not a curated record. Gene Ontology annotation, molecular function: zinc ion binding; L-iditol 2-dehydrogenase (NAD+) activity. The coding region runs from base 281 to 1444 and encodes 387 amino acids. Lineage: Eukaryota; Fungi; Ascomycota; Eurotiomycetes; Eurotiales; Aspergillaceae. The transcript has 2 exons.
GUAACACUCGGGAGGUGAGCUUCGAUUCUGAUUCAGGCUGACCACCUAUGGAUCUUCGAUAAUCAUAAUAAACAUGGAGGAUUAUCAUUCGGCCAGCGGUAGCUGAAUAUCCGUCAUGAAUUUUUUGUACCCUUAUUCUUAAAAGGGGCAACUCGAGUAUUAAACCUUGUUGGUCCCCCUACUACCCUCCCCUCUAUCCCUCUCUGCACAAUCUCUCCUUCACACUCUAUACCCUUUGAUAUCAUCAUUUGUCCAGCCCUUCCACCACGAGUCGGAUACCAUGGCUACCGCAACCACAACUGUGCUCGAGAAGCCUAACAUCGGCGUCUACACAAACCCCAAGCACGAUCUGUGGAUCGCGGAAUCAGCACCAACGUUGGAGGAUGUCAAGAGCGGCAACGGACUGAAGCCUGGUGAGGUUACGAUUGAGGUUCGCAGCACAGGUAUUUGCGGAUCUGAUGUACACUUCUGGCAUGCGGGUUGCAUUGGCCCAAUGAUCGUCGAGGGCGAUCAUAUCCUGGGUCACGAGUCGGCCGGUCAAGUGAUUGCGGUCGCUCCCGAUGUCACCUCCCUCAAGCCCGGCGAUCGUGUUGCUAUCGAGCCCAAUAUUCCUUGCCACGCUUGCGAACCCUGCCUGACGGGACGCUACAACGGCUGCUUGAAUGUUGCCUUCCUAUCCACACCCCCCAUUGACGGACUGCUGCGCCGCUAUGUCAACCACCCCGCCGUCUGGUGCCACAAGAUCGGCGACAUGAGCUUCGAGGAUGGUGCUCUGCUGGAACCCCUCAGUGUAUCUCUUGCGGCAAUUGAGCGCAGCGGACUCCGUCUGGGCGAUCCCUGCUUGAUUACCGGUGCUGGUCCCAUUGGUCUGAUCACCCUGCUCAGCGCGAAAGCUGCCGGUGCCACCCCGCUCGUCAUUACGGAUAUUGACGAAGGACGUCUGGAGUUCGCCAAGUCUCUUGUCCCCGAGGUGCGCACCUACAAGGUCCAGUUUGGUCUCUCUGCCGAGGAGCAAGCCAAUGCGAUUGUCAAUGUAUUCAACGACGGCCAAGGAUCCGGUCCGGAUGCCUUGCGGCCCCGCCUGGCGCUGGAAUGCACAGGUGUCGAGAGCAGUGUGGCCUCCGCCAUCUGGAGCGUCAAGUUCGGCGGCAAGGUCUUCGUCAUUGGCGUCGGCAAGAACGAGAUGACCAUCCCGUUCAUGCGUCUCAGCACACAGGAGAUCGACCUGCAGUACCAGUACCGCUACUGCAACACCUGGCCUCGCGCCAUCCGUUUGGUCCAGAACGGCGUGAUCAACCUGAAGCGCCUGGUCACCCACCGGUUCGCACUGGAGGAUGCCCUCAAGGCCUUCGAGACGGCCGCGAACCCCAAGACUGGAGCAAUCAAGGUCCAGAUCAUGAGCUCGGAGGAAGACGUCAAGGCUGCUUCGGCUGCUGCUCAGUAGACCUGACUUGGACUUGUCCAUACUGCUGGCGUUUAUGGGGUUAGAAUCGUUUGGGGUUGUUUUGUUGAUUCGUUUUUCAUGACACCGCGCAUACUGUCAUGUUCUUUGCAUUGCGAUGAUGACCAUGCCAUGUACUGAUGUUGAUGAUUACUAUAUGUGCAUCCAGGCUGAUAUAUAGACAUUUCGAAACUCUUUGUCAAAGAUUGGUUGAGUGGCUGGUGGCUCUGAUAGAUAAUGUCCUUCCUUUCAUAUGCGGUAAUGAGGCAAGUCUAACAGCGAGGUAGCUCAUUUUAAGU